AUGACCAACGACAACUGGAACGGAAAGGACAGCGGUUAUCCCGCAGGCAUGUCUUUUGAAGGCAGCUUCUUCCCGCGCGGCCGCGACGAGAAGGUCUGGGGCCCAGAGGACCCGCUGGAGGUUGUGCCUCCAGCGGGUCCUUUCGAUGCCCAUGACGGCGAAGAGACCUGGCGACUCACCAACGGUGGAAGGGAGAUAUGGACGGGCGAGGCACACGUGAGAUGUGCAGUACCCACUGCACAACAACAACAAGCACAGACCCGGUUCUGGCAAGAGUAUCACGCGCGUGAGGCAGCAGAAGAAGGUACCACCACCGCCGCCCCCGCCGCCCCCGCCGCCCCCGCCGCCAUCUACAUCAUCCCCGAUAUGUUCACCACUGCUCAGCAGUCGGCGGUUCCAGCAGGGGACCGCGACGAGGCUGAGCAGGUCGGCUCCGACAUCGACGGAGAGUGGGAGACUGACGAGGACUACGACCCACGCGGUCCUCAGCAGCAGCCUGCCCACGUCGACGACCAGGAGCAGGGCAGCACUGUCGCCAGUGCUUCUUCCCCUCAAGGGGACGAGGACUGGGACGACGACAGUCUGCUCAGCUUCUGGAAGUCGAAGCUGAUCCGGAAGAAGGGCUACGAGCCUAUGCUCGUAGACUUCCCCGGUCAGACCGUGGGCGGGCUGCGACAGGUUUGGAGGGCCCACAAGGGUCGCUGCGAACAGCUGGGGGCCGCGUGGAGGGCUGCUGGGAAACCAGCAGGCCCGGUGUCGGAGUGGUUCAGGGAGUGA
Boeremia exigua is the source of this 777-nucleotide messenger RNA. RefSeq lists its product as uncharacterized. The record is from RefSeq and is a predicted model, not a curated record. Lineage: Eukaryota; Fungi; Ascomycota; Dothideomycetes; Pleosporales; Didymellaceae. The coding region runs from base 1 to 777 and encodes 258 amino acids. The transcript has 3 exons.